Molecule: messenger RNA, 2190 nt
Organism: Puccinia graminis f. sp. tritici CRL 75-36-700-3
Lineage: Eukaryota; Fungi; Basidiomycota; Pucciniomycetes; Pucciniales; Pucciniaceae
Exons: 15
Coding region: 138-1907 (589 amino acids)
Molecular function (GO): hydrolase activity, hydrolyzing O-glycosyl compounds
Source: RefSeq, a predicted model, not a curated record
UUAGCGCUGGUCGUCUUUAUCAUAGUUCCCAGAGCGACGAUCUUUUUUAUAGGCUUGCGCAGUAGAUUUUCUCUUACAUACUAGCUAGGAAUCUGCGAUCUCAAGGCCAAGCCCAGGCGCCACUCGUACUCUUAGGAAUGAAAAUAUUCCCAAUCUUGUUCGGGUUGAUUUGGGUCAAAAGGAUAAAAUGUGAUAUUAAUUUGCCGGAUCACAACUCAAGCAUAGAAAGGAGACUCUCAGAGUCAUCUGAUCGCUCUCGGUCUGGUUUCGUCUACGCACCUGGUGACGGAAAUCUCUAUCUAAAUGGAAAACUAUUUAAUUUUAGGAAUUUCAACGCCCCGACGAUUUUUGAAGGGGGAGAAUACCAAGGUCGUGAUAUAUUCAAAAGUAUUGCUGCCUUUGGGGCUCCGGUCACCCGCACGUACACUUUGCAAAUUGCCAAUGAUGCCUUGGAACAUGGAAAGCUGCCUCCCUCUGCUGGGCAUAUCACCGGUUGGGAUAAGAGAACAAAUGAUUGGAUAUACAAUGAAGACCAGUGGAGGAAGAUGGAUCAGAUGCUAGAUCUAUCCCGUCAUUAUGGCGUCAAGUUAAUAAUACCCAUAAUCAACCAAGAUUACGGAAAUCCAGACUCGAAUUACAUCGGAGACUUCAAUGAUCUAAUAAGACACAGAUACGGUAUAUACGGCUAUCAGGAGGCAGGCAAAAAGAUCGAUUUCUUCAAAGAUAGAAGCAUGAUCGACUCUUUCAAAAAACUCAUCACUUUCUUCCUCAAUCGAGUCAACACAUACAAUGGACUUCGAUAUGGCGACGACAACACAAUUUUGGCCUUCGAGACGGGAAACGAAAUGAGUUGGGGACAGUUUGCAAACCUCAGUUCUCAGCCAGCUCCAGCUCCAUGGACUAUUGAGGUUUCCCGACAUCUUAAAACCCUGGCACCAAAGAUACUUGUGAUGGAUGGAAGCUAUUCCCGUCAUCCAUCGUUCGCUUGGGAAAAAGAGGCGCUAGAAUCCAAAUACGUGGAUUUGUUUUCUUAUCACUUUUAUGGUGGAGGAGACACGGAAGCUUUCGACAUGCUGAAUGGUAAGGUACGCGCUUACGGAAAGACGCUAGUAAUCGGGGAACACGGUUUUUAUUCCGAUGUGAAGGUAUGGAGACAGGUAUAUAAACGGAUGACCUGUGCCGGAGCAUUAGCUUGGUCACUAUUACCUCACUCGGAGAAGAGCGGGUUUCUUACCCAUGGCGAAGGGCACAACAUCCAUGGUUAUCAUGUUCCGGGAUGGCAGAAACAAACCUCAAAGGAAUUCGACACCCAAGAGGAAGAAGUGAUCACUUCGACCUAUGAAGCUAGCUACACCAUUCUCGGACUAGAGCCUCCGCCCAAACCAAUUCCUGGCCGCCCGGAAGCAUUUAUCGUUACAAACGGCACACAUGCUGGUCUUUCGUGGAGAGGUGAAGCCUGGGCAGCUGGCUACGAAAUAUUCGGGGCUGAAGCGUGGGGUCGCAAUUUCAACCUCAUUUCGGACGUAAUACCAGACAACGUCGAAGCAGGCGGGAUCUUUAUCCCGCUGGAUCCCGAAAGGCCAACCGAUUCGCUCAACAUGACGCCACGGAAAUCAAAAGCAGAUGAAUCUCACAAGGGUUGGACAGACAGAAAAUGGUGCCGGAAGAGAUCCUUAUUGGGCUGUCACGGUUCACACCAACUGAUUGACUGGAGGGGAAGAGACAUUUUGGGAAACCUUGUUGGACACUCUAUGAAAGUGUUAGCGUCCAUGGAACCGAUAAGGGACCGGGAUCGCCCGGGUGGCUGGUACUCUGUCCGUGGAGUGAGUGCCGAUGGGGUUCCUGGCAAGCGUUCAAGACCAGUCUUCUUGGAAACGGAUUGGCAGAAUAACAAAAAGGGCCAGUGAAUCCCUAAGCUCCUGGCACUGCAGCUGUAAUCAGCAAGAAUUUACGGGCUGCACAUACUCAUGUUAUUGCAAAACAAAUAAUAAUUCUAAUUCAAGGUUCAGAAUAAUCUGCUUUAUCUACUUUGGAUUCCAUAAUAGUCACAUUUGAUGAAACAGAGCUUCCUUUCUUCUUCACCUGUUCCCUACCACCAGAAAUAUUCAAGAACAUUGGACAUCACAGCUCAACAUGGUUGCACAAGAGCCAAGGGCUACGUCUAACAUGAUGAAAACCCUUCCCAAGGAG